Messenger RNA from Mucor mucedo, 1282 nucleotides. RefSeq lists its product as uncharacterized. NCBI's taxonomy places the organism in Eukaryota, Fungi, Mucoromycota, Mucoromycetes, Mucorales, Mucoraceae. Gene Ontology annotation, molecular function: zinc ion binding. Bases 92 to 1228 code for a protein of 378 amino acids. The record is from RefSeq and is a predicted model, not a curated record. The transcript is spliced from 4 exons.
UUUCUUUUUUUUUUUUUUUUUUUUUUUUUUUUUUUUUUUCUUCUUUUUUAAUUAUUAUUUCUUUUUACCCACACCAGCUCUUAUUUUAAACAUGACAAGUAUAAUAAAAACAGAUAAAUUAUACAAGUGUAAAAUUUGCCUUGAAAAGGAUCCUGUGGAUCUACUUAUUUCACCAUGCCACUGUAAAGGUUCAAUAAAGUACGUUCAUCCUCAUUGCAUGGCAGGAUGGAGAAAGGCACUACUACAGACAGGACGAGAGAGCGACUUGUAUCAUUGUCAACUGUGUAAGCAUAGACUUUGGAUAAAACAAAAGCGACUCUGGGCUGCAUUAUUACGAUAUAAAAUUGCCAAAGUGAUUGUUACAGUGUCUCUUUUGGGAAUCAUCUUAAUCCCAGCAGGCAUCAUCAUGAAGACAUUUAUUCAUUUUUCCGUCUUACUGACAAACUAUCCUGGUGGGCUAUCACAGGCAUGGGCAUCCAAUUCAUUAACAAAGCUACUUUACAAGAGUAGCAAAUCAUCCAUCAUUGCAUCCUUCUCAUCCUCUUCCAGUCUUUUACAAUCCAUCACAAGUAACGCCUCUAGUACGGUUUCACCUUUAUUCCUGUCUGAAACCCCUCCUUCCAAUGCAGCCGCCGCCACCACUUUUCGUGUUCUUUAUUCCCCAUUUCCCGUGUGCUUCUUACCUGAUACAAGUAAUGAAUCGCAUGCAUUAUUCUCAAGUGGUCUACUGUAUUAUUUCUUGUUUCCUUUUUCGGACGAUAGACUCUGGCAAUUGAUCUUGUGUCGCCUGGAACAUUUUCAUCUGGGUUUCUUUUUGCUGGGAAGUAUCAAUAAUAUUUAUUUCACCUACAAGAUACUCAAUGAAAUGUUUAACAUCGUCCUAUUGGGCGAUGGUCAAGACGACGAGGACAUCGAGGUCGAAGAGCAGAGUUUGGAUACAAUCACCCGUCGAUUAUCCAAAGUAGUGAAAGGCUUCUUGCUCGUCUAUUGUUGUUCUCUCGUCAUCUUGUUCUGGAUUCAUUUUAAUAUCUUUGCUUUCCAUGUCGAUGCCCAAUACGAAUACACAUCCAAACAAUUCGUUGCUGAGUUACCAUUAUGGACGUUGCGAUGGGUUACCUUGGGCGUGGCCGUGGGCGAUUUUGCUACCAGAGGCAUUUAUCGUUGGCUGAGUAAAAUGACCAAUUGCGUCGAUCAAGAAGAUGUCCUCUCCCUACCUGAAGAACAAUAGAAAAGAUAUUUACACUCAUUAAAGGAAGACAGUUGCAAAAAAUUGUGUUCGUGU